Molecule: messenger RNA, 1065 nt
Organism: Babjeviella inositovora NRRL Y-12698
Lineage: Eukaryota; Fungi; Ascomycota; Pichiomycetes; Serinales
Exons: 2
Coding region: 1-1065 (354 amino acids)
Biological process (GO): pseudouridine synthesis
Molecular function (GO): RNA binding; pseudouridine synthase activity
Source: RefSeq, a predicted model, not a curated record
AUGACCCUCAAUUACAUCUUUGAAAAUGGCAUGCGAAAGGUUUUACCCCACCACGUGUCUCGCGAGAUCAAUGUCAAAGGCCGCUGGCUUGGCAAAACAGUGGUUAGCAUCCUCGACAGCGAAUUAGCCCCCAAUACCCAAGCCUACACCCGCUCCCUCAUCGAUAAGGGAAAGAUCAGCCUCAUCCGGGGAAAUGUCAAGUCCCGGAAGCAACCAGUGCAAAGCGUCGUUUACACCGACUUCGAAUCCCUUUCCACCAUUCCCAUUGCCCAGGGGGACAUGUUCACGAACAUCUGCCAUCUCCAUGAACCUCCUAUUCCUCUCUCGCCGUCAGAAACGCUUUCGCUCGAUGUUGUAUUUGAGGAUGAGGAUCUUUUAAUCAUCAACAAACCGUCGGGAGUGCCUGUGCAUCCUACGGGUGGAUAUUUCUACAACACCGUGACGGAAAUUGUCAAACAACAGCUCGAAUUACACAACGUGUUUCCCGUACACCGCCUCGACAAGCUCACCUCUGGGGUACUCAUUCUCGGAAAGACCUCAGCACGGGCUACAGCCUUUUCAAAGCUUAUCCAAGAACACUCGGUGGAUAAAACGUAUUUUGCACGGGUCAGGGGGGAGUUCCUAGACUCCGAGGACUUUUUCGUCCACCAAAGUGCGAUCUUUACCACCAACAACAAGUACGGCUUCGACCGGGCGGCCCAGGAAGCGGAGACCCAUUUUAAACGCGUGACUUACAAUGCAAAGCUCGACCAAUCAGUGGUGAUGUGUAAGCCUAUUACCGGUCGCAUGCAUCAGAUCCGCAUCCAUUUGAAGGAAUUGGGGCAUCCGAUCGUGAACGACCCAAUUUACGGUGACGAGACGGUGGAAAACUACGGGGACAGGAGCAAGAGUAUGCAGAGCGGUAAGGAGUGCGAGGAGUGCGGUACAAAGUUGUACCUAGACGGGGACAGGGAUGAUAUGUGUCUCUGGUUGCACUCGUGGAGGUAUGUGCUCGUGGAGAAAAAGGCAGGGGAAAAGGAGCUGUGGGUUUUUGAAACCAAAGUGCCGGAAUGGGCAAAUAUCUAA